AUGCCUGAAACUGCUAUUAGUAAAAGCAAGAGUGGGAGUCUUACUGAGGAGGAAAACGCUUCAGUUUCUGGAUUAGAAACACAAAGAACGACGAAUAUAUCAAGGUUACGUGAAAGGCAUCGAUUAAUUGCUGAAAGAAGAGUACCUCCAGUAACAUAUGAAUGGGAGAAGGAGAAAUGGGGAAAACGGUUGCGGUUUGGCAAAUAUGGUCUUGCAAGUGGAGUAUCUCCUGCAGAGCUAUGGCCUUCUGUUGAAGAAAUUGAAGAGGAAGAAGCGUUUGCACUCUAUAAAACUUGUAGUGAAGUACAGCGUAUUGUUAAAGAUGAAGCUGAAGCAAGAAAAGUUGCAACUACUCAGAGGUUGAAGGAAUUAGCCGACAAGGAAGCAGUGUACGCAGAACGGUUGAAAAAGUAUGAGACUUCGUUGCAAAAGAUUGUAAAACAAAAAACUGCCGAGGAAGAGAAAAUGGAAAAGAGGAUUUUAGAAAUCCAGGAAUACUUUGGAUAUAGAAUUGAUCCGAACGACCCACGUUUUGAAGUCAUGUUGGCUCAGAAGGAGGCUGAAGAAGCUAAGGUAGCUAAAGAAGCAAAACGUCAGGAAAGGUUGAGGAAAACGGUGGCAGCUGUUGCUGGAGAAGAAAGUUAA
Messenger RNA from Enterobius vermicularis (human pinworm), 645 nucleotides. The record is from the annotation of a GenBank genome assembly. Lineage: Eukaryota; Metazoa; Nematoda; Chromadorea; Rhabditida; Oxyuridae.